AGCCCCAUAAAUAGCACAAAACUCAGAGAGACAGACACACACACACACAGAGAGAGAGAGAGAGUCAUGGAAUUCUCUUGCAAAGCCUUCAAGGUCGGAAAAUGUGAAGGGCAAAAGGUGGUGGAUGGCGAAACCAUGCCACUACUGCUACAAGCGCCAGAACCCAACAAGACAGGCUUGGAUUCCCUUCUCUCUGAUCUCAAAGAAAACAAGGAGUGGUUUGAGCAGAUGAUCAUCAAGAACAGUGCUGUCCUCCUCCGAGGCUACAAUCUUACCAACGCCGAGGAUUUCAAUGAGAUCGUAGAAGCCUUCGGCUGGGAAGAGAUUCCUUAUGUUGGACCCGCCCCAAGGACACAUGUUCAUAAACGUGUAUGGACGGCCAACGAGGGACCUCUCUCCGAGUUCAUAUACUUCCACCAUGAGAUGGUUUUGAUCAAUGAAUCUCCGAAGAAAGUAGCUUUUUUCUGUGAGAUACCACCCCCUGAAGGUGGAGAGACGCCCUUUGUUCCAAGCUUCCGUGUAACAGAAAGGAUGCUGGAGGAGUUCCCGGAAGCCGUGCGGGAAAUGGAGGAGAAAGGGUUAAAAUACACACUCACGGCCCUUAGCAGGAGCGAUACAUCCUCCAUGAGGGGCAGAGGCUGGGAGGAUGCUUUUGGGACAUCGGAUCGCGCAGAAGCUGAGAGAAGGGCUAAUGCUGUAGGGAUGGACAUGGAGUGGCUACCAAAUGGUGCGGUGAAGACAAUAUUGGGGCCGCGAAGUCUGACAAGGGUGUUUGAUGGAAGCAAAGGAAGGAGGAUGUGGUUCAACACGUUAGUGGGGAUGCAUGGGAAGGAGCAUAGCUCAGCCAUGAUGGCAGACGGAACAGAGAUACCAGAUAAUGUGGUAAAGAGAUGCGGAGAAAUCAUUGAAGAAGAGAGCAUCCAAUUCAAAUGGGAGAAGGGUGAUGUUAUCUUCUUUGAUAACAUGGCUUUGCUUCAUGGAAGAAGGCCUUCCCUUCCUCCCAGAAGAGUCUUGGUUACCAUAUUCAAGUAGGUUCAAGUCACUUUGAGACCCUAUCAAUAAUGGCUACUACUUCGUUACAGCCUCUAAUUUUAGUUUUCAAGAUUAUACAACUCAUUAUCCGAUCUUUGUUCUAAUGCUAUCUGGUUGUUUGUUGAGUGUGAGCCCUCAAAACAAUAUCAAAAUAAUAAUACUUGGUAGUCUCUGGUUUCAUC
Molecule: messenger RNA, 1214 nt
Organism: Carya illinoinensis
Lineage: Eukaryota; Viridiplantae; Streptophyta; Magnoliopsida; Fagales; Juglandaceae
Product: clavaminate synthase-like protein At3g21360
Exons: 3
Coding region: 67-1032 (321 amino acids)
Molecular function (GO): oxidoreductase activity
Source: RefSeq, a predicted model, not a curated record